Molecule: messenger RNA, 2437 nt
Organism: Camellia sinensis
Lineage: Eukaryota; Viridiplantae; Streptophyta; Magnoliopsida; Ericales; Theaceae
Product: Small GTP-binding protein
Biological process (GO): positive regulation of translation
Molecular function (GO): ribosome binding; GTP binding; GTPase activity
Source: RefSeq, a predicted model, not a curated record
UUUAUUUUUAUUUGUAAAUAACUUAUGAGCUUGCAUAUGUAGAGAGAGAAAUCGCAAGUUCUUUCCAAAAAAUCUCCAAAUGACCACUACGGACUUUUGCCGCCUCAAACUUCUCUUAUCCCCAAAUACCCUGCACCACCACCACCGGCAGAAGCAGCAGCGCCACUCCUCUUGUACCACUUCACUCUCUCUCUACCGAAACCAUUUCCCAACCAAUAUACCUAUUCCUUCUCACUCUACACACUAUUAUGUCAGCUCAAGGCAUCGUCCGAGCUUCCGUGUCUUUUGCCAGACCACCGACAUUCAACCCAAGGAACUCCAAUCCGACAUCGAAUUCAAUAUCAGUGUUGGCCAAGAUCGUCUUCUCAAGGUUCCUACGUCAAAAAUUAGAAAUUUCAGCAUUAUUGCGCAUAUUGAUCAUGGAAAAUCAACAUUGGCAGAUAAGUUGCUUCAAAUGACUGGUACAGUGCAGAAGCGAGAGAUGAAGGAACAGUUUCUUGAUAACAUGGACCUAGAGAGAGAAAGGGGCAUCACUAUCAAGCUGCAGGCAGCUCGAAUGCGCUUCAUGUACGAAAAGGAACCCUAUUGCCUAAAUCUUAUUGAUACACCAGGGCAUGUAGACUUCUCUUAUGAGGUUUCUCGUUCUCUUGCUGCGUGCGAGGGUGCUCUUCUUGUUGUAGAUGCUUCUCAGGGAGUGGAAGCUCAGACGCUGGCUAAUGUUUAUUUGGCCUUGGAAAACAACCUAGAAAUAAUCCCAGUUUUGAACAAAAUAGAUUUGCCAGGUGCUGAACCAAGUCGUGUUUCCCAGGAGAUUGAAGAGGUUGUAGGUUUGGAUUGUAGCAAUGCAAUCUACUGCUCAGCAAAGGAGGGGAUAGGUAUAACUGAAAUUUUGAAUGCUAUUGUUCAAAAGAUUCCCCCACCUCGUGACAGUGCUGAAAAACCUUUGAGGGCUCUAAUAUUUGAUAGUUACUAUGAUGCAUAUAGGGGUGUUAUUGUAUAUUUUCGAGUCAUUGAUGGGACUAUAAAGAAAGGUGACAGAAUCAUUUUUAUGGCCAGUAAGAAGGAUUAUUUUGCUGAUGAAAUUGGAGUUCUAUCUCCCAAUCAGUUGCAAGUUGAUGAACUAUAUGCUGGUGAGGUGGGUUACCUUUCAGCUUCCAUAAGAUCUGUAGCAGAUGCUAGGGUGGGUGACACUAUAACACACUACAGUAGAAGGGCAGACCAAUCAUUGCCUGGAUAUAAAGAAGCCACUCCAAUGGUGUUCUGUGGCCUGUUUCCUGUUGAUGCGGACCAGUUUCCCGAGUUACGUGAUGCAUUGGAGAAGCUGCAACUCAACGAUGCUGCAUUAAAGUUUGAACCUGAAACCUCAAGUGCCAUGGGUUUUGGUUUUAGAUGUGGCUUUUUGGGGCUUCUACAUAUGGAAAUUGUUCAGGAAAGGCUUGAGAGGGAAUACAAUUUGACGCUAAUAACUACUGCUCCAAGUGUUGUAUACCGAGUGAUCUGUGUAAAUGGUGAUACUGUUGAAUGUUCUAAUCCAUCUGUACUUCCUGAACCUGGAAAAAGGAGGUCAAUUGAAGAGCCAUUUGUCAAGAUUGAGAUGCUCACUCCAAAAGACUAUAUUGGCCCUCUCAUGGAGCUUGCCCAAGAACGACGAGGAGAGUUCAAAGAAAUGAAAUUUAUAACUGAGAUUAGAGCUUCACUCACCUAUGAGUUGCCUCUGGCAGAGAUGGUAGGGGAUUUUUUUGAUCAGCUUAAGUCCAGAAGUAAGGGUUAUGCUAGCAUGGAAUACUCUUUUAUCGGGUACAAGGAAAGUGAUUUGAUAAAACUUGACAUUUUGAUAAAUGGUGAUUGCGUGGAACCUUUGGCAACAAUUGUGCACAGAGAUAAGUCAUAUGCAGUGGGGAGGGCGUUGACUCAAAAGCUGAAAGAACUUAUACCACGACAAAUGUUUAAAGUUCCAAUCCAAGCAACCAUAGGUACCAAAGUGAUAGCAAGUGAAUCUUUGUCCGCAAUUAAGAAGGAUGUUCUAGCCAAAUGCUAUGGCUGAGGGAAAGAAGAGAAUGAAGGCAAUUGGCAAAGUCGAUGUGCCUCAAGAAGCAUUCAUGGCUGUAUUAAAACUGGAGAAGGAGGUGUUGUGAUCAAUUUUAGUUGACACAACUUGUGACACUAUUGUCUAUCGACAGGUACAUACAUUUAAAAGCUAAAUUUCUUGUGGGAAAAGAUUCAAGCAAGCAAGUGUUUAGUAGUUUGAAGCAGACAGCUUUGUCUAGCAAUUCAAAUGCAUGUAAAACCUUUGACAAGUUGCAAACAACUGAAUCCAACACCAAAGCAUAUAUAGAUAUCAUUUCAAAGCAUUGAGGCAAGUAAGUGCAUCGGCUUCUACCUUUGCAAUCUGUAUACUCGCACAUUUUUUCAUCGAAAGAAUUUUUUCUUGGGGUUU